UUGACUGCCAGAGAACACAAACACGUUUCGUGUUGAAGACAUACGCGCUAUUUUGGAGAGAAAACCUAUUUUACUGAUUACUAGUUUUCCAAACGUACAUCAUAAUGUAUUCCUCUGAUGAUGAGGAAGGCAAUAUCACCGACUUGGAGCAGGAAAAUCAAGUGAAUGCCUAUGAAUCUGAUUCGGACAACCAGUUGAAUAACCAGGAGUCGGAUAAUAACAGCGAGAAGUCCGAUCCGGCGAACGGCGAAGCGGAUGUAAAGUCAAACAGUUGGGAAGACAUGGGCCUAAUUGAUUCACUUGUCGGAGCAUGCCGGGCAUUGAAAUGGAAAGCGCCGUCAAAAAUUCAGCGGGAAGCUAUUCCACUAGCUCUGCAAGGCAAGGAUAUCAUUGGAUUAGCUGAGACCGGCUCCGGUAAGACGGGAGCUUUUGCAUUGCCAAUAUUGCAAGCACUGCUAGAAAAUCCGCAACGCUAUUUUGCCCUAGUUUUAACACCAACCCGAGAAUUGGCGUACCAAAUUUCAGAACAGUUUGAAGCUCUCGGAGUGUCCAUCGGUGUGCGGUGUUGCGUCGUAGUGGGAGGUAUGGAUAUGGUCUCACAAGCCUUGCAAUUAGCCCGGAAGCCGCACAUUAUUAUCGCAACGCCUGGACGAUUGGUGGAUCAUUUGGAAAAUACGAAGGGAUUUAAUCUGAAAGCGGUCAAGUAUUUGGUCAUGGAUGAAGCGGAUCGAAUUUUGAACCUAGAUUUUGAGGUUGAGUUGGAUAAGAUCUUGAAGGUACUCCCUCGGGAGAGACGAACCUUUUUGUUCAGUGCUACGAUGACGAAAAAAGUGAAGAAACUGGAACGAGCUUCACUUAACGAUCCAGUCAAAGUUGAGGUUUCCAGUAAAUACCAAACGGUAGAUAAACUGUUGCAAUAUUACGUUUUUAUUCCUGCAAAGUAUAAGGAUGUCUAUCUGGUUCAUAUAUUGAACGAAUUGGCAGGAAACAGUUUCAUGAUUUUCUGCAGCACCUGUAAUAACACCGUUCGAACGGCGCUAAUGCUCCGCGCUCUCGGUUUGGCCGCUGUCCCGUUGCAUGGUCAAAUGUCGCAAAACAAUCGGCUUGCGGCACUAAACAAGUUUAAAGGUAAAAAUCGCCAAAUUCUCAUUUCCACUGAUGUUGCCUCCCGUGGAUUGGACAUACCGCAUGUGGAUGUUGUUCUUAAUUUCGACAUUCCGACGCACAGCAAGGAUUACAUCCAUCGGGUGGGUCGUACGGCUCGUGCCGGUCGUGCUGGUAAGGCAGUCACAUUCGUAACCCAAUACGAUGUAGAGUUGUACCAGCGAAUCGAACAUCUGCUUGGAAAGAAGUUGCCUCUAUUCAAAUGCGAGGAGGACGAAGUAAUGGCACUGCAGGAGCGAGUCAGCGAAGCUCAGCGUACAGCGCGGCUUGAACUAAAGGAUAUCGAGGAACGGAAGGGUAAUAAGCGGAAAGGUCACGGUGGCCGCGGCAACGAUUCGGACGAUGACGAUACCGAGCAGUUUAAUGGAGCCCGCAAAAGAAUCAAGCAGCCAGGUAAAAAGGGAAAAGGAAAGUUUAAAAAUAAAAAGUAAGAGAUAGCGAUUUCUGUUUCUUGUACUGUUGUAGAAAAUUUUGGUUUCGGUUACUUUUAGAAAUUGAGCAAAAGAAACAGCAUUAAACUUAUUUUUAUUAAGAAAUUCGAUACACUCGAGUUAAUGCUGAUGUUUACAAGAAAAGCCAAUUGGUAUCCGAAAACCAAACUUAGGUUAUUUACUUUUUCGAUCCUUUCAUCAUAUUAUUUUUAUGGGACGUAAUAUACGCCUUAACAUCACUGGAAAUAA
This is a messenger RNA of Wyeomyia smithii (pitcher-plant mosquito), 1844 nucleotides long. RefSeq names its product ATP-dependent RNA helicase DDX47 (gene pths). The coding region runs from base 105 to 1595 and encodes 496 amino acids. The record is from RefSeq and is a predicted model, not a curated record. NCBI's taxonomy places the organism in Eukaryota, Metazoa, Arthropoda, Insecta, Diptera, Culicidae. Gene Ontology annotation, molecular function: RNA helicase activity; nucleic acid binding; ATP binding. The transcript is spliced from 2 exons.